Messenger RNA from Pangasianodon hypophthalmus (striped catfish), 648 nucleotides. RefSeq names its product pro-melanin-concentrating hormone (gene pmch). NCBI's taxonomy places the organism in Eukaryota, Metazoa, Chordata, Actinopteri, Siluriformes, Pangasiidae. The record is from RefSeq and is a predicted model, not a curated record. Gene Ontology annotation, molecular function: type 1 melanin-concentrating hormone receptor binding; melanin-concentrating hormone activity. Gene Ontology annotation, biological process: chemical synaptic transmission; behavior. The transcript is spliced from 3 exons. Bases 41 to 514 code for a protein of 157 amino acids.
UCUAGUGCAGUUCCUGCAAGGAAAUCAAGAAUUUCCCAUCAUGAUGAUCAACUCUUCCUCGCUCAUUUUUGCACUUGCACUUUUGGUCAACUCGUUCGCUCGCUCAGCAACUUUAGCUUUGCCUGAGAGUAGAAUUCAAGAUGAUAUAGCAAACCAAGAUAGCUUUAGUUCUGUCAUGGAUGAAGAUGGCAUGAAUAUAGCAGGACCUAGUGAUUUCUCCCCCAGAAGAUUCCCUCUCAUAGAGGGAAGGCUGGCUGAUGAACAUGGGACAAAGAGGAUCUUCAUCCUUUCAGAUUUAGGAUCAAAAGGGGCUUCUGGGAGUGACGCAAGCUCUGGUUUUGGCCGAGCCUUCACCGUGCUGUCACCAUGGAGAAUCGACCGUGCUCUUGCUGCAACUCAGAAGGAUGAGUGGCACAAUGCAGAUGAUCUCAUCCCCAUGGCCAAGAGAAACAUGGACAAUAAGAUGCUUCGGUGCAUGAUCGGGAGGGUGUACCGUCCCUGCUGGCAGGCUUGAAGAUAGAUGGAAAACACAGCCACGACUUACCUAAUGCCUAACCUAAUGACUUGAUCUUGUCAUGUUCUUUUAAAAAUAAAUUCACAGAACCAAAAAUGUUGUACAGUUAAAUAAAACUUUAUUAAAACCAGAAA